AUGAGCUGCUGUGACUGUGCCUCCAAACACUGCAAUGCAGAGGCCCCAAAACCCAAGAUCUUGGCUGUCAUUUUUGAUUUGGAUGGGACCCUUAUAGACACAGAGAGGGCUACAAAGGGGGUUUUCCAGGAAUUCUUGGCCAGGUAUGGGAAAGUUUUGGAUAAGGAAAGGGAAGAGAAGAAGAGUUUGGGAAUGACAUUGAAAGACUCAGCAACUUCUGUUGUUAAGGACUAUGGUCUCCCAUUGACCCCUGAUCAGUUUAUCCAAGAAAUCAUCCCCAUGUAUCAAGAAAAGUGGUUGUACUCGAAAGCUCUUCCUGGUGCUAAUCGCCUUAUCAAACAUUUCCAUGACCGUGGUGUGCCUAUAGCUCUUGCUUCGAACUCCUUACGAGAAUACAUAGAUGCAAAGAUCUCUCACCAUCGAGGUUGGAAAGAAAGGUUUUCGGUGAUUCUUGGCAGUGACCAGGUUAAAGCGGGGAAGCCCUCUCCAGAUUUAUUUGAAGAGGCAGCAAAGCAAAUGGGCAUGGAUGCAGUUCACUGCCUUGUGAUUGAAGACUCAGUGGUUGGUGUUAAAGCUGCCAAUGCUGCCCGAAUGGAGGUAGUGGCUGUUCCACCUCGUGGUGAAGCUACUUGUUCUUCCCUUGCAAAUACUGUGCUUCAUUCGCUUUUGGAGUUUCAGCCUGAGCAUUGGGGUCUUCCUCCAUUUGAAGACUGGGUAGAUAAUGCACUGCCAAUUGAACCAAUUUAUUUCAGUGGUCUCAAUGUCAAUGGGUUUGUCGGUGAAGUCACAGAGGAUGGAAGAUCAACUCUCCCUGACCAAGUUUGGGGAGUUUUCUUUGGUUGGGCUGUAGCUGAUAUGGAGAAGACCUACAGAGUUGUGGUUGGAAUUGGAUUAGAUUACAGUUCCUGUUCUCCUAAUAAAAACAUUCAAAUAUAUACAGUUGAUGGAAACAAUUGCUGUAUAUCCAAACAGCAAAUGAAACUGCUGCUUGUCGGCUACAUCCGGGGAUCGAAUAAGGAAAUUACAUCCAUGGAUGCAGAAACACUCAAGGAAUGUAAGUCUAUUGCGAGUGCUUCAUUGGAUCUGCCAAUAUUCAGUCACCAUGGUUGUGUGCCUCUGUAUCCAGAACCUUUUUCUGUGGAGGACAUGAUUGGCUGUGAUGAGAUACAACAAUACUGA
Molecule: messenger RNA, 1179 nt
Organism: Prunus armeniaca (apricot)
Lineage: Eukaryota; Viridiplantae; Streptophyta; Magnoliopsida; Rosales; Rosaceae
Source: the annotation of a GenBank genome assembly